GCCACAACUCCUCUGGGUUGAGACCGGGAGAGUGACUGCUUGACUGCCUGUCCUAAAACCCUUUCCCCACCUUUCGGACCUUAUCAAAAGGAUAAUGACCACUAGUCUGCUUGCUAGCAUUUACAUCUGAUAGGUUAUUAUUCUUCAAUUUAAGAAGCAAAUAGUGUGGAGUGCCCGAAGCAUCCGUUCAGGAUGACGAGGCAUCGGUUGCUACCGCUAUGCGCCCUCCUGGGGGUCCUGUUCUCAGGAUUUCUCCCGAAACUCGAUGCUCAGGAUGCGCAAGAUUCCGCAGACCUUGUACUCUUAAUUGAUGGAUCGCAGAACGUUGGAGCAGCAAACUUUCCAUACGUGCGUGAAUUGGCGUUGAGAAUCAUUGAGCGCCUCGAUGUGGGCAGAGAGACCGUUCGGGUGGCCUUAGCCCUGUACCACGCCAGCCCAGAGAUUAAGUUCUAUCUCAGUAGCUAUGACAGCAAAGCGUCCGUCCUGGAGGCUGUGAAGGAACUUAAAUACUCAGGGACUCCUCAAUCUAACCUGGGCCUGGCCUUGGAGGAAGUAGCCCAGAGCCUUUUGAGCGAAUCAGCAGGGGGCAGGGCAGAGGAGGGCAUACCCCAGAUGGUGGUUGUUAUCAGUGCUGGGCCAUCCACUGAUGAUACCGGUGCUGGUGACCGAGCCCUUAGGAGGGCCGGAGUUAUCACGUUUGGGGUGGUCAUCGGUAACACUGCCACUGCAGAUGUGGAAGCAGUCGCUACCGAUAGGUCGUUUGUCCUGUCGGCCCCUGAUUUCAGAACAGUGGCGAGCGUGGGUGACCAGCUGUCACCGUUGGUUCAGGGUGUGGUCCAGCGCACCAUUAUAGUACAGAAUGAGUUCACAGAAGCCUUGGCCGUUGGAGAAAGAGACAUCAUUUUCCUCCUUGACAGCACGAUGGGUGCCACAGUUAUCAACUCCGUACGUGAAUACAUCCGGAAGUUCAUCGACAUCAUGCCCAUUGGCCCGGACGGUGUGCAAGUGGGUUUGGCCCAGUUCAGCAACGUCCCCCGACUGGAGAUGGACCUCAACUCCUACGGAUCCAAGGACGAACUAACGACCGCUUUGGGUCGAAUCAAACCCAGACCGGGCCAGGCGGUCAACAUCGGGGCGGCUUUGGACUUUGUGAGGACUGACAUGCUCCGGCCUGACAAGGGCAGUCGCCUUCAACGAGGCGUCCCGCAGCUUUUGCUCCUGAUGACCACGAAAAGGUCCGCUGAUGAUGUGAGAGGGCCGGCCAGGGCUCUGCUGCAAAUGGGCGUGCUGACCUUGGCCGCCGGUUCGAAGACGGCCGAGGAGCAAGAGCUAAAGGAGAUUGCCUUUGACGAGAGUGUCGUGUUCAUGAUGAAGGACUUCCGUAUGCUACAUCGCAACCCGAAUACGAUCAUGAACGCACUUUCUACUUUGGCUGGUAUUGUGGUGACUGAAGUGCCCACUGAGCCAGUGGUGGAAAUAACAACGGUGCAGACUCAAAAAGUGGUCAGAGACAUUGUCUUCCUUGUGGAUGGCUCUAACUACAUCGGCAGCAAUAACUUCCCAUACGUGCGGGACUUCAUGAUUAAUGUGGUCAAUCAACUGGAAGUAAACCCUGAGAGGGUCCAAAUUGGCCUCAUGCAAUUUGCCGAGCAGCCCAAAAUUGAGUUUUAUCUCAACACCGCACGUGACAGGCAAGAUGUCGUGGACAGGAUCACGCAACUCAGACUGACCGGAGGCUCUGUUUUAAACACGGGUGCAGCCAUGGAAUACGCCCUUCGCAACAUGUUCAGUACGUCAGCGGGCUCACGCAAGAGACAAGGAGUCCAGCAGGUGCUGGUCCUCAUCACGGGUGGUCCGGCCCAGGAUGAGAUGAAGAGUGUGGCUGACAAGCUGGCGCUUGAAGGCGUUCUGACCUUUGUGGUUAGUUCCGGGCAAGCAGACCAGGCCGUGCUACAAACGGUAGCAUUUGUUCCAGACUUGGCUUAUCAUGAGUCAAGUUUCUCUUAUUUGCCAGCAAUGGCUGAACAAAUCAUCCCAAAGUUAAUAGCGGUCGUCGGUGACACAGACUUGUCAACAGUUACUGAAGAACCCGUGGUUUCCGGAUCUGAAAGGGAUGUUGCCUUCCUUAUUGAUGGCACCGACUUCGUUCGGUCAGACUUUGCUUACGUCCAGGAUUUUAUCCUUAAGGUUAUUGAACCGCUUGACAUCGGGAGUGACAAAGUGCGAGUUGCGGUGGUUCAGCACAGCGAGAGGCCAACUCCUAAUUUCUACCUGAACACUUAUCAGACCAAAGAGGAGGUUGUGAGAGCUGUCAGUCAAAUGACACUGGCCGGAGGACGCAGUCUCAACACGGGAUCAGCUCUGACGUUCAUGCGGGACACUAUCUUGUCCGAGAGAUACGGCAGCCGCAGAGCGCGGAGUGUUCCGCAGUUUUUGAUUGUUCUGACCGGAAGAAGAUCCAGGGACAACGUGAAGGAGCCUGCCGGUGUACUGAAGACCGAGGGGGUUGUACCAUUUGGCGUCGGUGUCAAAGAUGCGGACCAAAGGCAGAUCGAAGAGAUUUCGCACAACCCUUCAUUUGCCUUCAAAGUGAAGGAAUUCAACGAACUCGGUACUGUCCCUCAACGACUUAAUACCUUUGUGGGCCUUCCAAGAGCUGAACUAGACACUGUCCUGCGAGAAGUACAAGGUCAUGCUGUAAAAAGAGAUAUUGUAUUUCUACUGGAUGGCUCUGAAAAGACCAGAAACGGGUUUUCAGACAUAAAACUCUUUCUUAAGAGCAUAGUGGAGAGUCUCUAUGUCAGUGAGAACCAAGACAGAGUGUCUGUUGUUCAGUUUGCCGAUAAGCCCAAUGUCAACUUCUAUCUGAACUCCCACAAGACUGAGAGUGACAUUAUGAACGCCAUUGACAAUUUAAGGCACGGUGGUGGUGGGGAGCGCCUUAAUGUUGGGGCGGCACUGCAGUUUGUAAGACACAGCGUCUUUACUUCCUCCUCUGGCAGCAGGAGGCUGGAAGGCGUGCCACAGAUUUUGAUUCUUUUAGCUACCAACCCUUCCACCGAUGACAUAAAGAGCCCAGCUCUCGCUCUUAAGGACCAUGAAAUUGUAUCCCUGGGGGUUGCAGUGGGUGAUGCCAAUUUUUCAGACUUGGAAACGGUUACCUUUGAACCUGGUUUCAUAUACAAGAUCACCCGUGUUUCCGAGUUGCCCUCAAUCAAAUCUAAACUUGUUGCUGCGCUGAAUGCAAAUAAAGACGCCACAGAAUCCACAUCUGGUUUAAUAGGCCGCACUAAGAGGGACAUCGUGUUCCUUCUCGACGGUUCGGACGCCUCUAGAAACGGAUUACCGGCUAUUCGGGAGUUCAUCAGAAGAAUGGUAGAAGAGCUGGACAUUGAUGAUGAUAAGGUCAGAGUGGCCGUCCUUCAGUAUAGUGAUGACACCAGUAUUUACUUCAACUUGACGGCCCACGGUUCCAAACGAGCCAUCAUCUAUGCUGUUAGAAGCCUUCGGCAUAAAGGCGGGAGACUGAGGAACACGGGAGCUGCACUUGAGUUUGUGCGGGAUUUCAUUUUCAACGCUGCCUCCGGAAGCAGAGUUGUCCAGGGAGUCCCUCAGAUUUUGUUUUUAUUGAGUGGAGGCGAAUCCGACGACGACAUUUCUGGAGCUGCAGCUGACCUCCAACAAAUGGGCGUUUUGUCUUUUGCUAUUGGAAUGAAAAAUGGAAAACAAGAGGAGCUAGAGGAAAUUGCCUCCUCUUCCGCUCAUAUUUUUAAUUUGCCCGUUUUCGGUGAACUUUUGUCGGUCCAACAAGAGAUAGUGUCAUUUGUCCAGGUGGGAAAAGCGCUUGAGGCUCCUGUAGUGGAACAGUCCCCACAAAGAGACAUUGUGUUUCUGGUGGAUGGGUCAGAUGAAACUAUGAGUGGAUUCCCAGCCAUUAAAAGUUUUAUUAAACGAGUGGUGGAAACACUCACUGUUGGUGAGAACGGGGACCGGGUCUCUGUGGUCCAGUAUAGCAGCGAUCCACAGAUGCACUUUAGUUUCAACACCUACACCGAUUUACAAGAUGUUCUUACUACUGUUGAGCAGUUGAAACACAAAGGUGGCGGGCCCCUCAACACUGGGGCAGCUCUUGAAUACGUGAGGACCAAAACUUUCGCACAGUCCUCUGGGAGUCGGCACAGAGAAGGUGUGCCACAGAUAUUGAUUCUGUUGAGCGGGGGUGUCUCUCGAGACGAGGUCAGGAGUGCUGCUGCUGCUCUUAAACAAGACCAAGUUGUCGCCUUCUGCAUCGGAACCAAAAGUUCCGAUCUACUCGAACUGCAAACCAUUGCACAUAUACCAUCCUAUGCCUUUGCUCUGCGACAGUUUGAGGAUAUCGGAAGAAUCUAUCAGCAGCUCGUUUCCUUUGUGAAAAGAGUGCCUCGGCAUACCAGACCAACGCCUCUGACUGUAUUAGAAUCAAGGAAAAAUGAUGUAGUGUUUCUGAUUGAUGGAUCAUAUGACUCACGAAAUGGCUUUGAAGCCAUACGACAAUUUAUUGAACAAAUGGCCGAAAACUUGAGCCUUGAUGACAGAGACCAGGUGGCUGUCGUUCAAUACAGCCGAAAUUCCACUGUCAAUUUCUACUUGAAUUCUUAUUCGUCAAAGACAGAUGUGCUCAAUUCCAUUCGAACCAUGGGGCAUAAGUAUGGCAGACCGCUCUACCUCGGCAAAGCGCUCGAGUUUGUCAGAGACAAUGUCUUUGCAGCUUCGGUUGGAGGCCGACGCGCAUCUCUGGUUCCUCAGUAUCUGUUUGUCUUUAGUGGCGGCAGAUCCAGGGAUGACGUAAGAGGACCAGCGCAGUCACUCAAAGAAAAUGGAAUAAAGACAUUCUCUAUUGGAACAAGCAAUGCCGAUACAUUGGAAAUGCAGAACAUCUCUUUUACGCCAUCACACUAUUUUUCAAUAACAAGCUUUACAAAUCUGCCAAGUGUUCAGGAAUCUGUCAAAGCCAUGUUGAGUGAUGUUGACGACAUAACUGGUAACACGCCUGCUGUUGGUACUUCCACAGUUACACAAUUAGAACUUGGUCCUGCUGAUGUUGUUUUUCUGCUUGCUGGAUCUGAUGAUAUGCGAGCAAAUGAAGGGACUGUUUUGGAUUUUGUGAGACAGUUUGUUCAAGAAGUAGAAAUUGGGCCAACCAAUGUACAAAUUGCUGUCAUUCAGUACAGCAAAGAGGCCACAGCAGACUUUGUCUUGAACUCUUAUGGACAGAAAGAUGUUCUACUGAGUCACCUGAGCAAUGUAAAAUUGAGAGGAGGGUCUGCAGUCAACACUGGUGCAGCCCUUAAUUUUGCCCAAAAAUAUGUAUAUACUGCAUCAGCUGGAAGCAGAGCCAAGCAGGGAAUCCCUCAGACAAUGAUUGUCUUGAGUGGGAAAAAGUCUGACGAUAAUGUUGCAGAGCCGCGAGACAGCCUGAGAGAUGCUGGCAUUGUCCUUUAUACCAUUGGAAUGAAUGAUGCAGAUCGACAAGAAAUGGAGGAAUUAUCACACAGUGUUGAAACUGCACAUUUUAUCAAUGUUACAUCUGACAUCCCCAUUGUGACUCAACGUUUACUUUCUGCAAUUUUGUCUCGUAAAAGCAUAGCCGACCCUGGUAUUGCUGCAACACACACUAAAAAGGAUAUUGUAUUCCUUCUGGAUGGUUCUGAUGGCACAAGGAAUGGAUUCCCUGCCAUGCGUGAUUUUGUUGAGAGAGUGGUGGAGUCAUUCAAUAUGGGAGGAGACAGAGACCGUGUCUCUGUGGUACAGUACAGCAGAGAUGCAGAAGCCAAUUUCUAUCUGAACACUUACACCACAAAAGAGGAUAUUAUUGAUGCUGUCAGAGGGCUCAGACACAGAGGAGGUAGACCCCUAAACACAGGGGCUGCCCUCCGAUAUGUGAGGGACAACGUCUUUACAAAAUCCUCUGGAAGUAGGAGCCUUGAAGGUGUGCCACAAAUCUUAAUCUUGCUCAAUAGCAGGCGGUCUUUUGACAGCGUUGAUGCGGCCGCCUCUGCUCUCAAACAGGAUGGCAUCUAUACAAUCAGCAUUGGAACUCGGAGCUCUGACAGCAAUGAGCUCCAAAAGCUAUCCCAUGACCAUAGCUAUGCUCUAUCAGUGUUUGAUUUUACUGGGCUACAAAAUGUCCAAGAAAAGCUUUUCUCUGUGAUGAGUAGAGUGCUAAGCGCCACGUCUAUGACGACAAAAAUGACUGUGAAUAGACACGGAAGGGAUUAUGUUUUCUUGUUGGACGGAUCUGACACCACAAGAACUGCGUUCCCAUCAAUGAGAGACUUUAUCAAAAAAGUCGUGGAGACACUGAGUGUGGAUGACGACAAAGAUCGUGUCUCCCUGAUUCAGUACAGCAGAAAUGCAAUUGUCCAGUUCUACCUGAACACAUACACAACAAAGGGCGAAAUCCUUGAAAUUGUCAGAGGGUUGAGGCACAGAGGUGGAACUCCCCUCAACACUGGAGCAGCUCUCCAGUACUUGAGGGAUAAUGUCUUCACAGCCUCUGCCGGCAGCAGACGCCUUGAAGGAGUCCCACAGGUCCUAAUAUUGCUAAGCGGCGGCAGGUCUUUUGACAGAGUCGAUGCACCAGCUUCUGCUCUCAAAAAGCUCGGAGUUCUGAUCUUUACCAUCGGAACCACACGCUCCGAUAGGGGAGAACUGCAGAAGAUAGCCCACGAUCCCAGAUAUGCUCUAUCUGUGCCUGAAUUCACUGACCUUCCCAGUGUCCAACAACAGCUUCAUUCCUCCGUGGAGGCUGUGGUGAUCGACGGCAGUCCAGAAACACCACCAGUAAUUGCUGAAGCCAAAAAUGAUAUUGUAUUCCUUCUGGAUGGUUCUGAUGGAACAAGGAGUGGCUUCCCCACCAUGCGCGAUUUUGUUGCGCAAGUGGUGGAGAAACUCAAUGUGGGCGAAGACAAAGACCGUGUCUCUGUGGUCCAGUACAGCAGAGAUGCAGAGGUCAAUUUCUAUCUGAACACGUACACAACAAGAGAGGAUAUUGUGGAUGCAGUCAGAGGGCUCAGACACAGAGGAGGCAGACCACUCAACACAGGGGCCGCGCUCCGAUACGUCAGGAACAACGUCUUUACAAACUCCUCAGGGAGUAGGCGCCCGCAAGGUUUUCCACAGAUCUUGAUCUUGCUUAAUGGUGGGCGGUCUUCUGACAGCGUUGAUGCGCCAGCCUCUGCUCUUAAACAGCAGGGCAUCUUUACAAUCAGCAUUGGAACACAGAACUCUGACAGCAGCGAGCUGAAAAAGAUAUCCCAUGACCCAAGUAAUGCUCUAGCAGUGUCUGAGCUCACUGACCUCCCCAGUGUCCAAGAACAGCUCUCCUCUGUAAUAAACAGGGUACUCAGAGCCGCCACGCCCAUGACACCAACAGUGACUGCGGAUAGAACUGGAAGGGAUGUCGUUUUCUUGUUGGAUGGCUCUGAUGCCACAAGAAGCUCAUUCCCAGCUAUGAGAGACUUUGUCCAAAGAGUCGUAGAGUCACUGAGUGUGGAUGAUAACAAAGAUCGAGUCUCCCUGAUUCAGUACAGCGGAAAUGCAGCUGUCCAGUUCUACCUGAACACAUACACAACAAAGGGCGAAAUCCUUGACAUUGUCAGAGGGUUGAGGCACAGAGGUGGAACAACCCUCAACACUGGAGCAGCUCUCCAGUACUUGAGGGAUAAUGUCUUCACAACCUCUGCCGGCAGCAGACGCCUUGAUGGAGUCCCACAGGUCCUAAUAUUGCUAAGCGGCGGAAGGUCUUUUGACAGAGUCGAUGCACCAGCUUCUGCUCUCAAAAAGCUCGGAGUUCUGAUCUUUACCAUCGGAACCACACGCUCCGAUAGGGGAGAACUGCAGAAGAUAGCCCACGAUCCCAGAUAUGCUCUAUCUGUGCCUGAAUUCACUGACCUUCCCAGUGUCCAACAACAGCUUCAGUCCUCCGUGGAGGAUGUGGUGAUUGACGUCAGUCCAGAAACGCCACCAGUAAUCGCUGAAGCCAAAAAAGAUAUUGUAUUCCUUCUGGAUGGAUCUGAUGGAACAAGGAGUGGCUUCCCCACCAUGCGCGAUUUUGUUGAGCAAGUGGUGGAGAAACUCAAUGUGGGUGUAGACAAAGACUGUGUCUCUGUGGUCCAGUACAGCAGAGAUGCAGAGGCCAAUUUCUAUCUGAACACGUACACUACAAGAGAGGAUAUUGUGGAUGCAGUCAGAGGGCUCAGACACAGAGGAGGCAGACCACUCAACACAGGGGCCGCGCUCCGAUACGUCAGGGACAACGUCUUUACAAACUCCUCAGGGAGUAGGCGCCCGCAAGGUGUUCCACAGAUCUUGAUCCUGCUUAAUGGUGGGCGGUCUUCUGACAGCGUUGAUGUGCCAGCCUCUGCUCUUAAACAGCAGGGCAUCUUUACAAUCAGCAUUGGAACACAGAACUCUGACAGCAGCGAGCUGAAAAAGAUAUCCCAUGACCCAAGUAAUGCUCUAGCAGUGUCUGAGCUCACUGACCUCCCCAGUGUGCAAGAACAGCUCUCCUCUGUAAUAAACAGGGUACUCAGAGCCGCCACACCCAUGACACCAACAGUAACUGCUGAAGCCAAAAAGGAUAUUGUAUUCCUUCUGGAUGGUUCUGAUGGAACAAGGAGUGGCUUCCCCACCAUGCGCGAUUUUGUUGAGCAAGUGGUGGAGAAACUCAAUGUGGGUGUAGACAAAGACCGUGUCUCUGUGGUCCAGUACAGCAGAGAUGCAGAGGCCAAUUUCUAUCUGAACACGUACACUACAAGAGAGGAUAUUGUGGAUGCAGUCAGAGGGCUCAGACACAGAGGAGGCAGACCACUCAACACAGGGGCCGCGCUCCGAUACGUCAGGGACAACGUCUUUACAAACUCCUCAGGGAGUAGGCGCCCGCAAGGUGUUCCACAGAUCUUGAUCCUGCUUAAUGGUGGGCGGUCUUCUGACAGCGUUGAUGUGCCAGCCUCUGCUCUUAAACAGCAGGGCAUCUUUACAAUCAGCAUUGGAACACAGAACUCUGACAGCAGCGAGCUGAAAAAGAUAUCCCAUGACCCAAGUAAUGCUCUAGCAGUGUCUGAGCUCACUGACCUCCCCAGUGUGCAAGAACAGCUCUCCUCUGUAAUAAACAGGGUACUCAGAGCCGCCACGCCCAUGACACCAACAGUAACUGGUAAGCGAGCUCUCCAUCCCAAACACAUGAAAAGUUGACUGUUAUUCAAAUGUGUAAACAGACUUAGGUCGACAUUUUUUGAGGAGAUAGUACAUUUUACGGUCUUAAUACGUCUCGUGUUUUGUUUACCACAGCGGAUAGAACAGGAAGGGAUGUCGUUUUCUUGUUGGAUGGCUCUGAUGCCACAAGAAGCUCAUUCCCAGCUAUGAGAGACUUUGUCCAAAGAGUCGUAGAGUCACUGAGUGUGGAUGAUAACAAAGAUCGAGUCUCCCUGAUUCAGUACAGCGGAAAUGCAGCUGUCCAGUUCUACCUGAACACAUACACAACAAAGGGCGAAAUCCUUGACAUUGUCAGAGGGUUGAGGCACAGAGGUGGAACAACCCUCAACACUGGAGCAGCUCUCCAGUACUUGAGGGAUAAUGUCUUCACAACCUCUGCCGGCA
This is a messenger RNA of Phycodurus eques (leafy seadragon), 9639 nucleotides long. Its product is annotated as collagen alpha-3(VI) chain-like. Gene Ontology annotation, molecular function: protein binding; serine-type endopeptidase inhibitor activity. The record is from RefSeq and is a predicted model, not a curated record. The transcript has 17 exons. NCBI's taxonomy places the organism in Eukaryota, Metazoa, Chordata, Actinopteri, Syngnathiformes, Syngnathidae. The coding region runs from base 193 to 9234 and encodes 3013 amino acids.